AUGGAGCGUACUUACCUGUACAACUUCGAAGCAAACAACAAUGUCUCCUUUAAUGUAAUCGACUAUGUUGUAUUCGGGGCAACGCUCCUUGCGUCCGCCGCCAUUGGAUUGUAUUACGCCAUUCGAGAUCGAAGAAGUGAUGACGCUGAUGACUUUUUAUUGGCAGGACGGAAGAUGCAUUACCUACCUGUGUCUUUGUCUCUCUUGUCAAGCUUCAUCUCUGCAAUCACGCUUCUUGGAACUCCCGCCGAAGUCUACCGCUACAACACAAUGUACUGGUGGAUAUCGGUCGGCUUCAUCAUCGCUGCCUUAGGGUCAGGUUACAUCUUCAUCCCCGUUUUUUACAACCUUAAAGUCACCAGCAUCUUCAAGUAUGUAGAGCUGAGAUUUGGAAAGGUUAACAGAUUCUCAGCCAGUAUCAUAUACCUCUUAUGGAUGAUGUUGUAUAUGGCUGUAGUGUUAUAUGGACCCUCUCUCGCUCUCAAUGCAGUUACUGGUAUGUCUUUGUGGGGAUCAGUGUUCGCUGUAGGACUGGUCACCAUCUUCUACACCACACUGGGAGGUAUGAAGGCGGUGGUGUGGUCCGACUCUCUACAAAUGCUCAUCAUGUUUGCGGGAAUGAUAACACUUUUGGUGGCUGGUUCUUUGAAGCUGGGAGGUCUGGACAAAGCAUGGCAAAUAGCCGAACGUAACGGCCGCACUCUUCUGUUGGAGUUUGACCCUGAUCCAUCUACACGACACACGGUAUGGAGUGUUGUGAUUGGUGGAGGCAUUUUUUGGGGAGCUAUAUAUGGUAUUAACCAAGCUCAAGUACAGCGGGCGGUAUCAGUAUCAUCUAUCAGGAACUCACGUAAGGCUAUCUGGUUGAACCUUCCUGGUAUGGCGAUUAUUUUAACCGUGGUUUGCCUGGUGGGAGUGGUUAUGUUUGCAUAUUACGAGCGCUGCGAUCCAGUAACCUUAGGUGUCAUAAAAAGCUCGGACCAGUUAAUACCUUUGUUCGCUAUGGACUUGUUAGGGCCCUACCACGGACUGCCUGGUCUUGUUUUGUCAUGUGUGUUCAGUGGCAGCCUCAGUACCAUCUCCUCGGGACUCAAUGCCGUAGCCGCUGUACUUCUGGAGGACUUCGUUAGACCAUUCUAUUCACAUCCUAUUUCCGGUCGUGGUUCCACAAUCUUCUCAAAGGUGACCAUUGUGAUAGCAGGUUUCUGCUGUAUUGGCCUCGCCUUCGUCGUGUCCAAACUUGGGGCCAUUCUUCAGGUUGCUUACAUCAUGUUUGGAAUCCUUGGAGGGCCACUGUUAGGCCUGUUUACUCUCGGGAUGUUAUUUCCUUGGGCCAACAAAUGGGGAGGGCUUGUUGGUCAUAUUUUCGCUCUUGGCGUGCUAAUGUUUAUUGGAUUAGGUACUAGAUUUAAUAAGGUAGUCGUUACCCCGCUAUCACCUGUGACAACUUCCGGUUGCCACCCGAAUGUCACCUCCACACUAACAACAGCAGCAGCUACACUAGCAACUACUUUAGCAACAACAACGGCCAGUCAGACAACCGAGGAAGAACCUUUCUUUCUUUACCGGAUGUCGUACAUGUGGUAUUCGCCACUGGCUGCUUUGAUCACAGUUAUAGUUGGUCUGCUUGUCAGCUUUUGCACAGGCGCCACCAAGACUGAGGAGCUUGACCCACGACUCAUCUGCCCCUUCUUUGAUGUAUUCUUCCCUUGCCUACCAGAGAAGACCAGGAAGUGGCUGCGGUUUGGUGUUCGACAUGGGGAGUUACAGAAAGACGAGAAGACAACUGCUGCUGAGAGGUCUGGGAACGUUGGUAUGGAAAACGCAGCCUACUUCAACGAUAUCGAUGACGUCACCAAAGAAAGUGUUACUCCCGAAAGUGGCCAUGUUAAAUCUAAAGAUACCAAGGAAACUAAGUCGAGUGUGACAACUAGCACGAAUGGUAUCAAUAACACUCUAUAUCCCUCCAUCAACGCACACUCUACCGACCUAUGA
Molecule: messenger RNA, 1995 nt
Organism: Ylistrum balloti
Lineage: Eukaryota; Metazoa; Mollusca; Bivalvia; Pectinida; Pectinidae
Product: sodium-coupled monocarboxylate transporter 1-like
Exons: 10
Coding region: 1-1995 (664 amino acids)
Biological process (GO): sodium ion transport; transmembrane transport
Cellular component (GO): membrane
Molecular function (GO): symporter activity
Source: RefSeq, a predicted model, not a curated record